GGUCGGGGGGGCGGGAUGGUGCCUGCGGGCGGCGGGGGGGCUCCCCCGUCGGCGGGGCCGUGCGGCGCGGAGGUGGCGCUGCGGCUGGGGGCGGCCCCCGGGCAGGCGUCGUCGGGGCUGCUGGCGCUGGCCGUGCUGCUGGGCCUGGGCCUGGGCGGCGGCGCGGCCGCGCUGCUCUGGCUCGGCGCGCUCGGACCUCGCCUCCUGCUCCGCCGCCGCCGCCGCCGCCAGAAGGAUGAUUCUCAAAGACUGAUUGAAAGCAAUAACUCUGCACCUCAGAAACAUGAAGAUUAUUUCUUACCAGAAAUGAAAGAAGCAGAAACAUUGACAGUCACAGAAAAGGAUGACCAACCUUCUUGGAACACUAAUCUUACAGAAUUUGCACUAAAAGCUAAAGUCAUCUAUCCCAUCAACCAAAGAUUUCGGCCCUUGGCAGAUGGCUCCUCCAAUCCCUCUCUGCACGACACUGCUAAGCAGCGGGCCAUGUUGCCCCAUCAGACCCUGGGAGGGUCCACCUCGAGCAGCACGGGGUCCCUCAGCCAAGGAGCCAAAGACGAUUGCACUUCCUCCACAACAAUUCACUCUGCUGCAAGUGAUGACAGAUACCAGGAUCAAACCUUCCUCAAAGUGACUUGUUUUCCUGAACUGUUGGCCUGUGAUGUGUUUGAUGUGAAGAUGUGCCUGUACAGUCUCUUUUUGAAACAUCUCCAACUGAUAGAUGUGGAACUGAGGAGGCAGAAACAUGUGAUGAUUCUUCACGUUUUCAGAGUGUACAUUGUUGAUUUUUAUUUUAAAAAGAAAAUGCCUGAGGAUUUGUAUCAAAGCAUCCUUCGUACUCAAGAAACAGCAUUUGAAGAGUUGCAAGCCCAGCUCAACUCCAGACUCCUGAGCAUGGAGUUCUCCGGAGCUCACAAAGCAGAGUAUCAGACCUUGGAUGACUUAGAGAGGAGUGACAAGGGAUACGCGGAUCAUGUUCUAGAUCAUAUGGAAGCGUUCUGGCAACAGACUGACCAAUCCCUGCUGCUCCUCCUGGAUCAGGCCAAGUGUUCAAGGGCCAAAGCCAAGAAAAUCCGGAUGUGCCUGGGAGAGGCAAUGAUUGCUGUGGAGGAGUUCUUCAGAGAAUCUCAGGAUUCACAAGUCAUGGCCACCCAAGAAAGAAUGUUUAACUGGGAACAGCUUGUGAAAACUAUUGCUUUGCUAAAGACCCAGAUACAGGAAGAAAGUAAAUGCCGAUUUCAUGCAAUAUCUCACACGCUGGAUGAAUUGCUUCGAAGGAAUAACCUGACUGUGAAACAAAAGGAGGAGCUCUUAACAGGAAUUCAGGAGGCUUUUGCCGGGAAAAUAGAACUCUAUGAAGAAGAAUGUAUUCAGCUAGGCAAAAAUCUAAUCCAGAAAUGCCUUCUGAGUCACACGGAGAAAAUAGAAUGUCUAAGCAAAGCUCAGGAAGACCAGGAAGGCAAUCUCCUCCACAAAAGCCAGCCGCUGGGAGACCUCAAUGCAUUUCUGAAGGCUUAUUGUGAAAUGUCAGAACAGCAGAGAAAAACACGAUGGAAGCUGGAAAAAGAGAGUGAUUGUGAAACCAUUGAGGCUAUGAUAGAUCUCUACAAGAAACUGCAUUCUAGAUACUCUCACUGUUUGGAGGAUUUGGUGGUCCAGCUGUUUCUUCAGACUCUGCCUGUUUUAACUAGUUUGCCGCUACAAGAGUGUGAAUUUCUGAAAGAUGAACAGCAGGAAGAUUUGGCCCUGCAGUUGGAGAAAUCGGAGAGCCACCGGGAAAAGCUUUGGGUGUUUUUCCAAGAACAAAUGCAACAAGAACAGAAGCUGUGGAUGGAAGAGCAUGCAUUCUCCGCGGUGACGCACAAGUGUUUGUCAGAGACAAAUGAGAAGAUUGUCCUGUGUGUGAUGUCCAGAUUGGGUGGGCUGAGCAAGGCGUCAUUGAACUAUGUAACUCAGAAGCACAAGUCCUUGCUCCAGUCUAUGCUGAGGAGGUUGCUGCUCCGCCAGAUUGCUCUGUGUGUUUUUGCACAAAUGCGGACGUCCAGGAGAAGAAGCUCCGUUGGGGAGCUGAAGGAGCAUCACAUCCUGCAGCAGAGCUCCUCUCACUGCUUUGAUGAACUCCAGUGGAAGCAGUUGAAGGAAACGGAAUUACACAUUGCUGAAGAGGAGGAGAAACUGGGCAACGAGAUGCAACAGACCAGGCUAGAAUUCCACCAGCAGUUAACAGCAGAAACCCAAGAGAGCCUUCAGUUCCUACAACAGCACAUGCAGCAAGUGAUUGGCCAAGCCUUGGUCCAGCAGGCUCGGCAACUGGCUGAAAAGCAUGACACAGAUGGGGAAGAAGACCUCAAGCAGGUGCUGAAGGAGGCCACCUGGGAAAACGUUCACCUGAGCAGCCACAGAGCCCAGAGGCUGCUGCAGAAUUACUUAGAGCAACUAACAAAGAUCCACAAGAGUCAUGAAGAUGCAGCACAGAAGGCACUUCAGGAAAGGACUGAAUGCCACAAGCAUCCAAAGAAAUGGGAUUGUGAGCAAAGGGACCAGCCAGACCCGCCAAAUACAUCACCUGCUAGCCAGACAAGGACGCUCUGGAAACUGAAAAGGGUUCAGGCUUGGUUUGAUGUCCAGCAAAAGAACCGCUUAGCUGCCCUGAAGCAGAAGAUGUUGAGCCUUAGCACCCUGGAGAUGCAGCUAGAGAACCAGCUCAUGGAAAGAAGCUGCAGCCAAAAAGACUGGGUGCCCAAUCGCAGGAAAGAGAGGAGGAGGAGGAGGAGGAGGAGGAGGAAACGGAACACAAGGCCAAAGACAGCGUUUCCAAAGCUCGCCAGGUCUCAGAGGCCUUCAGAAGCAAAUGGCAGAGUCACCAGGAAGAUGAAGUUAGCCAAGUGAACAAUCCAAAAAAGCUGCUGGAGAAAAGAAGCAAGAACAUUUCAUAAAAGGAUUUUUACUGUUUUUAAGCAAAUUAUUUUGUAUCACGUGCAACAGACAGAAAGCAUCAAAAUCUGAGAUGAGGCCAGCAUUAAUGCGGAUUCCUGAUAUCUCCUCUGCUUCAUGCUUGGAUCUCCAGGCCGAAUGAAGCAGGACAAAAUGGGUUGUCCUCAACCUGUAGGGCUUCCAGCUGCAAGAGCAUUCUGUAGGGUUAGGCCCAACAACUCCAGGGAGCAACACCACAGCCAGCUGGAGCCUGCUUCUCAGUCUGGGGGAGAUCCCAAUGCUGGGCCUUCCCAGGCCUGGGGACGCUCUGUACUUGCAGACAUUAAUCUUUUGGUGUGUCUGAUGUAUAUAAUUUGAACAGGGGGGCUGUUCUGUUUUAGCUGUGACCCAGUAUCGACUUUUAUGAAAAUCUGUCCUUCCGGCGCAGCGGCGAAGACAGAGGCAAGGCAAUUUUGCUCUCCGUGUAACCUCGUCCCUUGCUGGCAGUAAAGGGACACCAAAGUAGGCAAACCGAGGGGGACCCCUGGUGCUACCAGUGCUCUCUCCGGGAUAAAAGGGAGAGACAAGAAAAGCCUUGAAGAUGCAGAAAAUUGGCCCCGAAAAACCAGCCUGCUGCAACGGGGCAGCAUCAGGCAGCGGAGCGCAGAAGCUACAAGAUGUGGAGGCGGCUUGGAGUGGAAGCACCGGCACGCUGAAAGGGAAAGAUCUGAGGACGGGGGAGAAGCAGCGACUUCGCAUGACGCAACUGUUCCAAUAGAGCAGGAACAUAACAAAACUUCUAAUUCUGAAAUAUAAAGGUACAGAGUAAAGUAAAAGCGGGCAUUAAGGGAAAAUACUGGAGUCGGGGGAAGAUAGUUCAAGGCAGUGAUAACAGCGGAGAAGCCUUGGUCCCCCUUAAGGGAAAAGUCAGAAGAGAAUUGAAGGGGGAAGGGGGAGAGGUAGAAGGAAAAAAACAAAAAUUGGAGGGUAACACUGCUUAACAAAGCAACUUGGAGGGU
Molecule: messenger RNA, 3929 nt
Organism: Sphaerodactylus townsendi
Lineage: Eukaryota; Metazoa; Chordata; Lepidosauria; Squamata; Sphaerodactylidae
Gene: EVC
Product: EvC ciliary complex subunit 1
Exons: 20
Coding region: 16-2886 (956 amino acids)
Biological process (GO): smoothened signaling pathway
Source: RefSeq, a predicted model, not a curated record